AUGGCCCCCUCAAGGCCACCCCCUGAAGACCCUGAGUCGAGUGGUGGUCGUUCUGGUCUUUCGAGGAAGGCCCCUCGGUGGUCAGCAAUUCCAUGUGCGGCGCUGAUUGGUGUGGCUGCCAAGGCGUCGACGAUCCGGCAUGGAUCCGUUAGGACACAUCUUAAGCUGAUGUUGCCGGGUUAUGCAGCCGGGGUGGGAUGGCAGACGCUUGUUUUCGUUGUCGUCACUCGAUCGGGCGGGGACAGCAUGUUACUGGGGAGCUGA
Molecule: messenger RNA, 264 nt
Organism: Chaetomium globosum CBS 148.51
Lineage: Eukaryota; Fungi; Ascomycota; Sordariomycetes; Sordariales; Chaetomiaceae
Exons: 2
Coding region: 1-264 (87 amino acids)
Source: RefSeq, a predicted model, not a curated record